AUGACCAAUUCAGAGAAAGCCUCUGCCUUUGCCUCCUUCAAUGAUGACAAGUCAAAUGUCAAGGUACUGCUUCUUAACACCAUGGUUGGUGCAGCUGGCCUCAACCUUCAUGGUUGCUGCCAUUUCGGCAUUCAAGUUCAGAUGCCUUGGAGUUAUGGCAGCUCUGGCCAGUAUCUUGGUCGCCUAGUCCGCCUGAAGCAGUCACAGGAGGUCACCUGGGUGAUGCUUCGCGUCAACGACACCGUCUACGAUUUUGUCGAGCACAAGGCGUGUCAGAAGGAGGCACAGGCGUUUUCUGCCUACCUCACAAUCCCAAAGGCGCUCGACAAGCCUAUCUUCCGGAAGCUACUCAGCUAUGAGGUCCUUCGAGCUGUUUGGAGCCAACCUUUCAAUCGGAUUGCCUGGGAGGUCAUAGGCAUCACCGAGAUACAGGAUUUCAACUCGAAGUUCAUGCGCGCAUGUGGAUACUUCUACCACCACCUGGCCCUGCUGUUACUCCGCGAGGUGGGCUCUGCCGACGAGGAUGCGGAUGAUUCCGAUGAGGAUGCAGAUGAUGGCGACGAUGACAAGACCGGUACCAGAAAGGAUUUGAAUGACAAGCUGGAGAAGCUGGAGAAGGUCUUUGCUGCGCUCCCUACCUUCUGGUGCAGGAAGCUCUGUCGGCAGCCCGAAAACCCCGAGGCCAGUGAGCUUCCCGAUGCUCUAUCCUGGGACAUGGUGGACAGGCUGUUGCUGGACUGCGAGGAACAGCCGGACGUACUGAGCGCGCUGAAUGCUGCGGCGCCAACUACCGAAUUCGGUAGCUUGCAGAAUCGGAAGACAUACAUGUCCAACGUCAUGGAGCAUGAUAAUGAGAGCCUCGGGAGCUCGGCUGGAAAGAAGCGCAAGAGGAACACAUCGGACAAUACACCCUCCAAGCGCCGCACUCCUCGCUCUGACCCCGUCGCGGUCGACUCUGAGGAUGAUGAUGAUUGA
This is a messenger RNA of Diaporthe batatas, 975 nucleotides long. RefSeq lists its product as uncharacterized. The transcript has a single exon. Bases 1 to 975 code for a protein of 324 amino acids. The record is from RefSeq and is a predicted model, not a curated record. Lineage: Eukaryota; Fungi; Ascomycota; Sordariomycetes; Diaporthales; Diaporthaceae.